AAAAAUGGGGAUUUGACAUGUUCUAGCCCCAAGGAACAGAAGUGGUAGAGGGAAAAUAUAAUCAGAAUAGAGUAUCAAUAAAACUUUAGCCCCUCCCCUGGAUUCUGAAAUCUCCAUGAUGUCAAAAUCAAUGCUUUAGACUAGGGGAGAUGGGUUAGGAAGCACGGGAAUGAGAAGUGCAUACUUGAAGAAUUAAGAUGUAUUUCCCAGAAAAGGAACAUGAUGAAAGUGGUCAGAAGAAACAAUUUCCUUCCUCUUUUCUAGUUUUAAAUUAAGAGCCCCCUGCAGAGCCCCUUCCAUGUCUUGCAUGUUACAGAUUUCACUGUUCCCAUCGGUUGUGGAGAUAAGAUGUGGCUUCUGACUGCUCUGCUCCUUUGGGUUCCAGUUGAUGGACAAGUGGACUCCACGAAGGCAGUGAUCACCUUGGACCCUCCAUGGGUCAGUGUGUUCAAAGGAGAAAGUGUAACCUUUCGGUGUAAGGGGCCUGGGCAACCUGGAAACGACUCCACCCAGUGGUUUCACAACGGCUCACUCAUUCAGACCCUGAAUUCCACAUACAGCUUAACUGCUGCCAGCAUCUACAACAGUGGUGAAUACAUGUGCCAGACAGCUCUCUCAGUACGAAGUGACCCUGUGCAGCUGGAAGUCCACACAGGUUGGCUGCUACUACAGGUCUCUAGCCGAGUCUUCACUGAAGGAGAACCUCUGGUCUUGAGGUGCCAUGGAUGGAAGAAUAGGCCGGUGUACAACGUCGUAUUCUUUAAAGAUGAGAGAGGCUUAAAGUUUUCUUCUUGCAGUUGUGAACUCUCCACUCUGAAAACCAACGUGAGCCACAAUGGUAUUUAUCGCUGCUCAGGAACAGGAAAGCAAAAACACAUGUACACAUCAGCAGGAGUAUCUAUCACUGUGAAAGAGCUGUUUUCACCCCCAGUGCUGACUGCAUCCUUGUCAUCCUCCCUCCUAGAGGGGAAUCCAGUAAACCUGAGCUGUGAAAUAAAGUUGCCCCCACAGAGGCCUGGUUUGCAGCUUUACUUCUCCUUCUACAUGGGCAACAAGAUCUUGAAGGGCAGGAACACAUCCUCUGAAUACCAGAUACUAACUGCUAAAAGAGAAGAUUCCGGGUCAUACUGGUGCGAGGCGGCCACAGAAGAUGGCGAUAUCGUUAAGCGCAGCCCUGAGAUGGAGCUUCAGGUGUUUGGCCCGCAGUCACCAGCUUUCUUCUGGUUUCAUGGCUUUGUCUAUCUGACAGUGGGAAUAGCAUUUUUGGUGAACACUGUUCUCUGUGUGAAAAUAGAGAAGGACCUCCGAAGGCUGAGAAAGUUGUAUUUAUAAAUCUCUUCGACUUUUGGCUAUGGGAAAAAGGCAAUUUCUUACCUUCAAAAAUGUAGCUAUCUAGAGGAAGAGCUGAAGUGUCAGGAACAAGAAGAAGGACAGCUGUGAGAAAGGAGAGACCAGAAGAAGCCCCAGGAGAGAGCAGCAAAGCAGCAGCUCAGCGGGUGGCCAUAGAUCUGGACAGUCUGAUACCCCUUCCUUUCUGUGUAAGCACCAGGGCACAAGCAGCCAAAAGUUGAAAGACACUAGAACUAUGGGUCCCAUGGCAUCUGAUUAACUCUUAAAUAAAUCAAAUAAAUGAAUCAACUUCAAGUGAG
Messenger RNA from Loxodonta africana (African savanna elephant), 1649 nucleotides. It is a transcript of the gene FCGR1A, whose product is annotated as Fc gamma receptor Ia. The transcript has 6 exons. NCBI's taxonomy places the organism in Eukaryota, Metazoa, Chordata, Mammalia, Proboscidea, Elephantidae. Gene Ontology annotation, biological process: cell surface receptor signaling pathway. Gene Ontology annotation, cellular component: plasma membrane. The record is from RefSeq and is a predicted model, not a curated record. The coding region runs from base 349 to 1332 and encodes 327 amino acids. Gene Ontology annotation, molecular function: transmembrane signaling receptor activity.